Molecule: messenger RNA, 3216 nt
Organism: Fusarium venenatum
Lineage: Eukaryota; Fungi; Ascomycota; Sordariomycetes; Hypocreales; Nectriaceae
Biological process (GO): protein desumoylation; proteolysis
Cellular component (GO): cytoplasm; nucleus
Molecular function (GO): SUMO-specific endopeptidase activity
Source: RefSeq, a predicted model, not a curated record
AUGAUUAACUCACGGAUGAGAGCGAUCAACGACCAAAGACCACGAAGCUCCUUGAAAAUCGGGCAGUCUUCUCAGACAGAUCGAAGCGACACAUCUCGAGACGAACGAUCGAACAAACGAAUCAAGAAAUCCGGUCCUGAAUCACCACGCGCAUCUCGCUAUUUUACGAGUUCACGUCUACAACCUUUGGAAGCAAUCGAGAACGACAGUGAGCCGAGUGCCAAAACCCCAUGGCACCACAACUUGACCCGAGAGGACUCUUACGUGGAAACUAUUGGCGGUUCUAGUGUCAUCAGCAGCAGCAACCUGACUACGGCAGCUGGCAGCCGCGUGCAAGAAUACCGCAGCGUGCAGUGUAGAAGUACUGUAAAACGGAGCCGACGCAGGAGGAGAGGGCCUCGUAGGACUACUUUAUCGCCUGGUGAAAGCGACGACGAUACAGUUGCUGUUGCGCAUCGAAAUAUUCCUCCUCAACAAUCUCCCACACUCACAAGUCCGGACUGUUUGUCUAUGAACAUCAGUGAUGCCCCCCCACAUGCCAACAUUUCGUCGGAUCUUCCCCUACAAUCAAAGCGACCAGCGGCAAAUUAUGUUCAGAGUACACCGAAGCGAUACAGGUUGCACAACGAUUCCGAGGACGAGCUGGCAAAGCCCGGCACUUCUACGGGCGGAGAGGCUACCACAAGGCCCACCAGUGUUACAAAGCUACUGGCCCGGUCUCCCCAUUCACGAACUCGACGAGGAGAUAUUCAACCUACCAAUUUCGGAUCAGCCAUGGGGCGCCGAAAUUCGAUACACAGUGGGCCGAAAGUUGACGGAGUACUGCUAGUAGCUGCGGCAUGUGGAAGAAGCACCUGGUCCGCUGGGAAGACAGAUGAGCCCAUCACGUUACAUCUUGAUUCCGGCCUGGCUCGCCCGUCUCAUCAAGAUGGACAGACUUCAUCAUGGCUUGAAGUCUCCAAGAAGUCGAUCCACAGUGCUAAACACAGCAAUUCGAAGAGCCCCAUUAUUUCCAUCCAUCGCUCAAACACAAAUACGGCCAUUGGUGGUAAGCUUGUGUUAAAGUUUAGUGACAUUGCGAACGCCUCUAUCUUCAUUGCCUGGCUGCAUGGAGUUGAGCAUUUGAAAGAGGUCAGCCCGAGCGAUUUGGAGAGCAUAUUCUCGAUUGCGAUGGGGGAGGCCAAAUCCUUUGCGUCUAAAUCAAAGAAUUCCCCGGUCCCAAUUUCACCAGUUCCUUUCACGGCAAACACACCCAGACCACCUCAGUCUUCACAUCGAGACCCAUUCAAAGGAGAGCCCAUAUCUCCUCGGCGUCCAAAACUCAAGGAUAGAAUGCAAGGGGGCUUGCCUAUUCUGCAGGAAGAAGUGAAAGAAGAAGUGAAAAUGAAAACAGAGGAUGUCGAAGAUCCAUUUCUGGAGUCAAGUCGGAAGCGCAAGCCUGAGACCCGACAAACAAGAAAGUCUUCCUCAGAACCACUCCCUCUUUCAUGGACGGCUCAGAACCCGGGUUGGGACAAGGACUGGCACAGGUCCUUGGUAUACCCCUCAACCGGAAAGAACCGUGCAACUGUCGACAAGGAGGAUAUCAUUCGACUAGAUGAGGGAGAAUUUCUCAACGACAAUCUCAUCAGCUUCUAUCUUCGCUACCUGCAGGUCCAACUCGAAAAAGAGAGACCAGAAAUCCUGGAAAAGGUAUACAUCUUCAACACCUUCUUCUUUGAGAAACUGAGAUCCAAUCGCGCCAAGAUCAAUUAUGAAGGUGUCAAAGCAUGGACUGCCAGGGUCGAUCUACUUUCAUAUGAUUAUAUCGUGGUUCCAGUCAAUGAGAAUGCACACUGGUAUUUGGCUAUCAUCUACAAUGCCCCUCGUCUCCUUCCCAAGGAGGUGAAAGCGGAGGUGAAAGCAGAGGCGUCCAAAAAAGACGAAUCUUCAAGCCUACAGGAUGCAAUCAUUGUUGAGGAUAACGACCCAGCAGUGGACGUCGCAGAGAAUGUUUCUGUCAAGAAAGCGUCGCCUGUUGUAUCAUUAGAUCAUGAAGUCCCCAGAUCAACCAGAAGCCAGGCAGCGACAGGUAAUGGGGUUGUUCUUUUAGAUGACGAGACUGUCAAGAAUCCAGAGGCCCCCACCAAAACUAACAAGCGAAAGUCGACCGGAGGAAAUCAGAAGUACAGCACUGAAGAGCCCAGGAUCAUCACUCUCGAUUCGCUAGGCGCCGCACACGCGGCAACCUGCAAAUGCUUGCGCGACUACCUAGUCGAGGAAGCGAAAGAUAAGAAGGCCAUUGAUAUCACGGACAGGCCUGGAGGUAUGACUGCGCGGGGUAUACCUGAACAAGACAAUUACUGCGACUGUGGUGUAUACGUCUUGGGUUACAUGGAAAAUUUCCUGAAAGAUCCGGAUGAGGCUGUUCGAAGACUACUUCAGAAAGAAGCUAGUCAGUGGGAUAUCAAACCUCAGCAAAUUCGUGCCAAGGUGAGGGACCUUCUCUUCGACUUCCAAAAGGAGCAACAUUUGCGGCUUGAGAAGGAGAAAGACUUGAAGAGAAAACGAAGGGCAACAAAGGGGCCUGUCUCAUCACCACAGGUUGCUCCAUCCUCACCUCAAGUACCCCCGAGAGCCCCAGAAACACCACAAGCCAACCAUGGUCCGAAGAGCACGUUGGCGAAUGACACUAUUCCUGCAGAGAGUGAUGAGCCUCCUCAAACAGAUACUACCUCGGCAUACUUUACAGUUGCUUCUCCCGAAGAGCCGGUUUACCCACAAACACCCACAAGAAAUGAAGAUCCUUCCUUCGUCCAACCUUUGAGGGAGGGCUCGAGUAAUGAUUCUAAGAUCUCUAGCUCAGGGGACGUCUUUCAUUCAGCACGUUCAUCCCCGGUCGACACCGCACAACAAGUGCUUCCUGAUCUGACCACUGAAGGUCAUCCGCCGCGUGAUGAACGAAACAGGCCAAAGCCACCCUCAACGCCCAAUUUUGUACAGAAGUUAUCGGAAUCUCCUGAAGAGGCGGGCCCAGCACCCAUCUCUUCCACUGUAAAGAUACACAACUCGCCCUCGGUUGCUUUGGCCACGAGACAAGGGGCAUCAGCAUCACCAGCCCCAGGUAGCCAGAGUGUUUUUGGUGGAGAACGAAUCGUUAUGAAGAGCAUCGAGGAUCCCUCCCCUAGAGAGCGCCAGCAUAAUAUGGUUGAGCGAACCAUCGAUUUGACGGGAUGA